Engraulis encrasicolus (European anchovy) is the source of this 1824-nucleotide messenger RNA. RefSeq names its product nuclear factor 7, ovary-like. Gene Ontology annotation, biological process: protein ubiquitination. Lineage: Eukaryota; Metazoa; Chordata; Actinopteri; Clupeiformes; Engraulidae. The transcript is spliced from 5 exons. The coding region runs from base 9 to 1436 and encodes 475 amino acids. The record is from RefSeq and is a predicted model, not a curated record. Gene Ontology annotation, molecular function: zinc ion binding; protein binding; ubiquitin protein ligase activity. Gene Ontology annotation, cellular component: cytoplasm.
AACAAACAAUGCAAAGCAGGAAGUGUGCUAAAGAGCUGUUGCACAAGACGAGAAGUGAAAGCAGUCUGUGCAGCUGUGUGGUGGUGGCUUCCCCUGGCACCUAUCUCUGUCUUUCACUCCUCGUCAUUUUUUUAUCAAGCUCACAAAUGGCUUUUAGUCCACUGUCUUUUGAGGAUGACCUGCAGUGUCCUGUAUGCUGUGAGGUCUUCAGCGACCCGGUGGUUCUGGACUGCAGCCACAGCUUCUGCCGGUUCUGCUUGGAUGCCUACUGGAAGGACCAGCGCAGCAACCCCUGUCCGGUUUGCCGACGCAAGUUCCCUGGGAGAACCCCUCCCGCAAACCUGGCCCUCAGGAACAUCGUGGAGGUCUUCAAGAAGCAGCAGGAGAGUGCAGGCCUCAAACAGAGGGCGACAGGAGGAGAAAGAAAGAGCAAAGAAGCAGGACAAAGAAGGAGAGCGAAAGAAGAAGGGGAACAGGAGGAACAAGAAGGUGGAUACUGUAGCCUGCAUGGCGAGAGGCUGGUGCUGUACUGUGCUGUGGAGCGAGAGACCAUCUGCGUGGUUUGUCAGACGGGCAGAAAACACAAGGGGCACCCAGUGAGCCCGGUGGAGGAGGCAGCUCCAGCCCUGAGGGAGGAAGUCAGAGCGCCUCUUACUCCACUUCGUGCUAAACUGCAGGUAUUCAGCGAGGUGCAGCAGGAGUGUGAGAAGACUGCUGAGUACAUAGAGGUGAAGUGUACCUACAACAACCACAAAGAAAGCCUUACACAGAAAUUGUCAGAGCCCGAUCCGACUCUGGUGACAGGUGCUUUGAUCAACGUGGCAUCUCACCUGGGCAACCUCAAGUAUAAAGUGUGGGAGAAGAUGAAGGAAAAAUGUGAAUUCUGUCCUGUAAUCCUUGACCCAAACACAGCCAGCCCAAGCCUUCUGAUCUCCCAUGACCUGACCAGCGUCCAGAAUAUGGGUCAGUCGUCGACGAAGGUCCCCGCAAACCCAGAGCGGUGUCACCAGAGCGACUGUGUCCUGGGGGCAGAACCUCUGGGUCCAGGUGGUACACACAUCUGGGAGGUGGAGGUUGGAGGCAGAGAGACGUGGGACAUUGGGGUGGUGCGAGAGUCCUGGGCCAGGAAGGAGUCAAAACAGCAACAGCUGUGCCCCUCUAAUGGCUACUGGGCGCUAGCGCUCCGUGAUGGCGGCAGGUACACGGCCUGCACCCAGCUUAACCCGGAGAUCAGCGUUAGCAGGAAGCCCAGUCAAGUGCGAGUCAUACUGGACUACGAGCAGGGAGAGCUAUCCUUCUACAACGCAACCACCAUGACCCUCAUAUACACGUUCAAGGAGGACAGCUUCACUGAGAGACUGUUGCCAUUCUUUGCUCCGGGUUCGAAAGCAAUUAAGGUCGCCUCUGCAACCGCUAUGGUGACAAUAGAGCCGUGAUGUAAGUUGGGCAAAAUAUACACGGAGGUGGACAUCAUCGAAUGAAUAUCUUAACAGAUAAAGUGUCAGAUACAGACACCAUACUUCACUCCACCAACUGAUUGUUUCCCCCAGGGCUUUUUUAGGAUUCCAAUAUGAUACAUUUUAUGAAGGGAAUUUAAUCCAUAAGUAGGCCUAUCAGUCACACGUGUCUGUAAUUAUUAUUUUGAAUGCAAACUGAUUUUUUUGCUGCUACAAACCAGGUUGACCUUGAAAAGUUGGCCUUGGCUUUAGCAAAGCAUACACUGUACAGCAAAAAAGUGAAAAAGUUCAAUAUUUUUGUCCAUCUCAGAAAGUGAAACCAAUAUAACACUGUAUAUGAGAAUGUCAUUAAAUCAUUUUCAUCAAA